Messenger RNA from Chenopodium quinoa (quinoa), 1491 nucleotides. RefSeq lists its product as uncharacterized. Bases 1 to 1491 code for a protein of 496 amino acids. The record is from RefSeq and is a predicted model, not a curated record. Lineage: Eukaryota; Viridiplantae; Streptophyta; Magnoliopsida; Caryophyllales; Amaranthaceae. The transcript has a single exon.
AUGAAAAGGAAAGAGCGUUGGUGGAUGUACCAUAGAUAUGAUGGCAGUAAUGCCCGUAGACUUAGGCAAGAGUUUGUGGAAGGUGUUGAACAAUUCAUACGGUUUUGUAAAGCUCAUCCUGAGAGCCUGGGCAUAGAUGAAGUAAGAUGCCCUUGUUUGUUAUGUAAGAAUAGACGUCUUCAUGAUGCUAACACAGUAAAACUCCAUUUGUACAAAAAGGGGUUUAUACCUGAUUACUAUGAGUGGGUUUCUCAUGGUGAAGGGUUCCCUACAUCAAGUGUAGAGCAACCAAAUACUUACCGUGAAAUGGUUCUCGAUGCUCUUUGGAGUAAUCAUGAACCAACGGGUGACGAUACUACUAGUGGUUCAGAUGAAGAGCCAAAUGCUCAAGCAAAAGCAUUUCAAGAGCUUUUAAAGGUUGCUGAGCAACCACUGUACGAAGGUAGCUCCAUGUCUAUGCUAGAAAUGGAAUCUCGAAUUGUAUCUUUGAAGUCGGAAUACAAUUUGCCCCAUUGGUGCGUUGAUGGGUUUUCUUCAUUACUGAACGAAGCGAUUCCCGACAAUAACAAGAUGGGAAAAGCAUUCUAUGAUACAAAGAAGAUUCUUAAUGGACUUGAGCUUCCGCACAAGAAGAUCCAUGCAUGCCCAAAGGGUUGUAUGUUAUUUUGGAAAGCUGAUACUGAGUUGGAUAAGUGUAGAGUGUGCAAAAGGGAUAGAUACAAGAGGACUUCAAAGGGGUCAUUGGUUCCAAUAAAAGAACUUAUCGAUUUUCCAAUCACUCCAAGGCUACAACGGAUGUUUGCAACAAAGAAUGUUGUGGAGGAAAUGACCUGGAAUUCCAAAAAUCCAAGAGUCCAAGGCACAAUGGCGCAUCCUAGUGAUAGUGAAGCUUGGAAGCACUUGGAUAAAUCCUUCCCCGAUUUCGCAUCUGAACCUAGAAAUGUGAGACUUGGUAUGUGUACAGAUGGGUUUGCUCCUAAUGGCAAGUUUGGGGGUCAGUAUUCAUGUUGUCUAGUCAUUCUGACCCCUUAUAACUUGCCUCCAUCAAUGUGCAUGAAAAAACCAUUUAUGUUCCUUUGUUUGCUCGUUCCUGGUCCUAAAAAUCCGAAGGAAUACUUGGAUGUGUAUCAACCGUUAAUUGAUGAAUUGAAACAACUGUGGGAUGUCGGUGCAACUAAUUACGACAUCUCGCAAAGAAAAAACUUUAAUUUGCGUGCAGCAAUCUUGUGGACUAUAAGUGAUUUCCCAACCUGUGGUAUGCUUUCUGGUUGGGCAACAUCUAGUAAAAAAGCAUGUCCAUAUUGCUUGGACAAAUCAAAAGCUUUUUGGCUUGAACAUGGUGGUAAAAUGUCUUGGUUUGAUUGUCAUCGCCAAUUUCUUCCUCCCGAACAUCCUUUUCGAAACAACAAAAUUGCUUUUUGUAAGAAUAAGGUUGAAAAGGGGACACCACCUCACAUAAUGUCUGGCGACGAGCUAUGGCAACAAGUUUAA